AUGCGAGGCCAGAGGGCACCCAGCAUAGAUGGACUCACCGUAGAAUUUUAUAAAGCAUACUGGGACAUCCUGGCAGAAGAUCUACUGGGUGUCCUCAGGGAAAGCCUAAGCACUGGCUCACUCCCACUAUCGUGCCGCAGAGCGGUCAUCACUCUCCUGCCCAAAAAAGGGAACCUACAGGAGAUGAAAAACUGGCGCCCGGUAUCCCUGCUCUGCACUGACUAUAAAAUCCUCUCCAAGGUCCUGGCUACCAGAAUGAGAGAGGCUAUGGAGCAGGUCAUCCACCGGGACCAGACAUAUUGCGUCCCCAGCAGGUCCAUGGUGGAUAACAUCUACCUGAUUCGAGACGUUUUGGAAGUCUCCAGUUCAUUAGGCCUGAACACAGCCUUGGUCUCACUUGACCAAGAAAAGGCUUUUGACCGCGUUGAACACAACUUCCUCUGGGAAACCAUGAGGGAGUUCGGGUUCAGCGCUGGUUUUAUAGCCAAGAUCCAGGUGCUGUACAGUGGCGAUGAGAGUGUGCUGAAAAUCAACGUCAGUAGGUACUGUGGAAAGCUGCGAGAUGAGAUGAACCGAGACACCAGCUUCAUCAUGUCUUAUGGUCAGCAAGACGAGACCCGGUUAGAGGAUCUCUACACUGAUACCAUGAUGGAAAUGUUGAAUGACUGCAAUGAAAGUCUUGGUUUUAUAGACUCUCUGAAACAGAUCCUGGGGAAUGAUGGAGUUUUCAAUCCCCAAGGUGAAAUCAUCUAUGUGAUGGGGGACGCUGGGGUGGGAAAAUCCAUUCUUCUGCAGAAGCUACAGAACCUCUGGUCCAAGAAGGAGCUGCCGACAGAUGCCAUCUUUUUUUUCAAGUUUCGCUGCAGAAUGUUCAGCAUCUUUAAAGAUUCGGAGCAGAUAUCCCUCAGGGAUCUUUUGUUCAAAUACAACUGCUACCCAGAUCACGAUCCCAACAAUGAAGUCUUUGAUUACAUCCUGCGCUUUCCUGGGAAGGUUAUUCUUACUUUUGACGGCUACGAUGAGAUUCAGGAGGUUAUAGACCAGAUAAAUGUUCCUGAAAUGGUGUCUCCAGAGGACAGCGCUAACUCCCUCCAGCUGCUCAUCAGCUUGCUCUCUGGGAAACUACUCAAGGGCUCCAAGAAGGUGCUCACAACUCGAACGGGAGUCGAAAUGCAAAGUCGGUUGAUCAAAAAGAAGGUGGUUUUACGUGGCUUUUCUCCAGGUCACCUAAAGACGUACAUAAAUCUGCACUUCAAGGAGCAGGAUCACAGGGAGCUGGUGUCAGUUCAGCUGGAUGCCAGUCCUCACCUCUGUGGCUUGUGUUCCACUCCAUUGUUCUGCUGGAUUGUCUUCAAGAGCUUUAGUCACCUGCACACAAUGCAUGAUAGUUUUCAUCUGCCUGAAACCUGCCUCACACUUACUGACAUCUUUCUCCUACUGUCUGAAGUGUUCCUCAGCCGAUCGGCAUCUCCUGCUCCUUCUCUGCUGAAGAAAAGUACCCGCUGCACCUCAGAAAUUUUCCGAGCUGGGCUCAGGCCUCUUGUGGCAUUUGCUACACUGGCCCUUCAAGGUUUGAAGAGGGGGAGUUUUCUUUGCAACCAGAUGGAAAUCAACGAGUCUGGUCUGACAGAGGAGGACAUGGUCAUGGGUUUUCUCAGACCUGUCAACAACUUUAAUGAGAGUGGCGAUACCACUACUUUUGAAUUCAUCCACACCACCCUUCAGUCCUUUUUGGCAGCGUUUGCUCUUGUAUUGGAUGAGGAUGCUGCUGCCAGUUCCGUCCUCAAGUUUUUUACAGAAUGUAGCAGAAAGAGAAAACAACCUUUUCUACCUUUGGCCUGCUGUGUUAGCAGCUCUGAAAAGACCAGUGAAAAGAAGUCCUUUGCAACAAACGAGCACCUUCAGUUUACAAAUCUGUUCUUGUCAGGAUUGCUGUCCAAAAACCACACAAGUCUGAUGGGACAUCUGGUGCCUCCUGUUUUAUUGAAAAAGAAGCAAGCCUUGUUGAAGUCCUAUCUGUCCACCAGUGUCAAGUCCCACCUGCAGGGCUUGCCCGUCUUUCAAGGUAACGAAGGCAAGAAAGUUCAUGUUCUGCCCAACUUUCUCUGGAUAUUAAGAUGCAUCUAUGAGACAGGAAGCAAAGAGAUUGCUAAGAUGACAGCAAAAGGCAUCACAGCGGGUUUCAUCAAGCUGGGGUACUGCAACGUGCACUCAGGUGACUGCACUGCCCUAAACUUUGUGCUGCAGCACCGACGGACGCUACUGGGGCUUGACAUGGAUAACAACAACAUCAGUGACUAUGGUGUGAAGCAGCUCAGGCCUUCGUUUUGCAUGAUGACAAUUGUAAGAUUGUGUGUCAACAACCUAUCAGACAGCAGCAUGGAGGUACUAGCAGAGGAGCUGUGCAAACACAAGAUUGUGAAAGUUUUGGGGCUUUACAAUAAUAACAUCACAGAUACUGGAGCCAAGCUGGUUGCUCAGAUAAUCGAAGAAUGCCCCAAGCUGGAAGUUGUCAAGAUUGGUAAAAACAAGAUUACAAGUGUUGGUGGAAGGUACUUGGCCAGUGCAAUUCAGAAAAGUACUUCUAUAUUUGAUGUGGGGAUGUGGGGGAACAGCAUUGGUGAUGAGGGAGCAGAAGCAUUUGCUGAAGCUUUGAAGAACCACCCUAGGCUCACCAACCUCAGUCUCUCAGCGAAUGGCAUCACAUCAAAAGGAGGGAAGAUCCUGGCAGAAGCACUGCUUCAGAACAGCGUCCUCAGGAUAUUCUGGUUGGUGCAGAAUGAGUUGGGCGAUGAGGCAGCACCACAUCUGGCCAAGUUGAUCCAAGCAGAUACUGGCCUAAGCCACCUUUGGAUAAUUAGCAACAAGUUCACUGUGGCUGGGAUCCGACAGUUCAUUAAUGCUCUUGAUCAUAACACUAAACUCAAAGAGAUUUGUGUGAAAGGAAACCUGCUCUCUGAAGAGGAACAGCAAGAGUUUCUGCCACAGAAAAGGCUACGGUUCCACUGA
This is a messenger RNA of Nematolebias whitei (Rio pearlfish), 3009 nucleotides long. Its product is annotated as nucleotide-binding oligomerization domain-containing protein 1. The record is from RefSeq and is a predicted model, not a curated record. The transcript has 10 exons. Lineage: Eukaryota; Metazoa; Chordata; Actinopteri; Cyprinodontiformes; Rivulidae. Gene Ontology annotation, molecular function: protein binding. Bases 1 to 3009 code for a protein of 1002 amino acids.